CUAGGUAACCAAUACCCGCGGCCGUCGAGAGACAGGCCCGCCUAUGGAUACGGCAGCAUCUAAGACAAGUUGCAUGGGUGUGGAGAUCGGGUUCUGCAUGCUGCGUUUAGUUCUCUCGCACGACAUUCCUUGGAAUCUUCGAAAGGAAGGUCACGGCAAGGCCAAACCCUGAUUCUUCUAUUUCCAUACAUAGCUCGAGUACAUAGCGAGGAUCCCGAUAGGAGGAGAGGUCCUUGUGUAAUCUUUACACUAGACAAGUCGCACACCCUCUUCCCAACAGAGAUCCUUCGAGAUGUCUACAGAACCGCUUGUCCCCUCUUCCAUACCCAAUUCUCAAUUUCAAAGGCAGAAGUUGUCGUAUCUGGAAGGACCUGUAGAUCCUCCGUUGGUAGAUUUGACACUUGGAGAGCUGUUAGAUUUACAAUGCCAACACCAUGGCAGUCAGGAGUGUAUCGUCACACCAUGGACGGGCGCUCGGUGGACGUACAAUGAGCUGAACCAGCAGAGCUCACAGUUGGCGAGGGCGUUGAUGUCACUCGGGAUCGGUGUUGGUGAUCGUGUCGGUAUCAUGGCUGGGAAUUGCGAGCAGUACGCCGCGGUCUUCUUCGCUGUCACGCGGAUCGGCGCUAUACUCGUGAUCUUGAACAACACCUACACGCCGACGGAAGCUAUGUACGCGUUGAAGUUCUCCGACUGCAAGGUGUUCUUCACAACGAAGAAGAUCGGGAGAACAGAUAACACCAAGAUCCUAGCAGAACUCGCGAAGGAGAAGCAAAGCCCCAACAUCGUCAUCCUGAGAGGCGAAUCGGGGUCCUACCCGACGUACGCGGACCUCAUCAAGCAGGGCCGCAGCAUCAGCCCGGAGGACGUCAACCGCGUGAGCAAGAAGGUGCUCGCGCACAACGUGUGCAACCUGCAAUUCACGAGCGGCACGACGGGGCUCCCGAAAGCGGCCAUGCUGACGCACCACAACAUCGUGAACAACGCGCGCUUCAUCGGCGACCGCAUGCGCCUGACGCCCGAGGACGUGCUGUGCUGCCCGCCGCCGAUGUUCCACUGCUUCGGCCUCGUGCUGGGCAUGAUGGCGGUCAUCACGCACGGCGCCAAGAUCGUGUACCCGGAGGAGACCUUCGACCCGGCAGCCGUCUUGCGCGCCAUUUCCGACGAGCGGUGCACCGCGGUCCACGGCGUGCCCGCCAUGUUCGACACGCUGUUCAGCCUGGAGCCGCCGCCGGGCUUCAACUGCGCGAGCCUGCGCACGGGCAUCAUCGCCGGCGCCCCCGUGCCCCGGUACCUGAUGGAGCUGCUGGUCGACAGGUUCGGCAUGACGGAGUUCACGAGCAGCUACGGGUUGACGGAGGCCAGCCCGACGUGCUUCAACGCGUUCACGGACGACGCGAUCGAGAGGCGGCUGACGACGGUGGGCACGCUGAUGCCGCACGCGCGGGCCAAGAUCGUCGACCACGACGGGAACAUCGUGCCCGUGGGCCAGCGCGGCGAGCUGUGCAUCGCCGGGUACCAGCUGCAGGCGGGGUACUGGAACAACUCGGAGAAGACGGCGGAGGUGAUGGCGCGCGACGCCGAGGGCGUGCUGUGGCUGCGGACCGGCGACGAGGCCGUCUUCGACGACGCCGGUUACUGCAGCAUCACGGGCCGCUUCAAGGAUAUCAUCAUCCGCGGCGGCGAGAACAUUUACCCGCUCGAGAUCGAGGAGCGCCUGCUCAAGCACCCCCGGGUCGGCCGCGCCGUGGUCACCGGGCUCAAGGAUGCGCACUACGGCGAGGUCGUUGCCGCGUUCCUGGAGCUGGUGGACGAGGGCGACGCCAAGAGGCCGACCGAUCAGGAGGUCAGGGAAUGGGUCCAGCUCAAGCUGGGGCGCCACAAGGCGCCCGCUCACGUGUUCUGGCUCGGUGAGGCGGGUGUACCGAGGGAUAUCCCGCUUACGGGCAGCGGGAAGGUGAAGAAGUUCGAGAUGGCGAGGUUUGGGGAGGAGAUUUUGCGGACGAGGAGGUUGGAGAAGCUGUAAGGGAUGGUUUUGGGGGGAGAUGGUGGUCGGGUUGGGUUCCCUUACUUUUGACCACGGGAAAGAUGUUGAAAAUGGGGCGACGAUAAUGGUGUUUGAUAGCUGUUUGGGAAAUAGACUAGAGUAGGUGUAUGUUUGGGAACAAUUAUCAUAUCUUCUUUUACCCUUCUCGUUUUAUCGCUCGAUAGAAUAGGCUAAUACUUACCUCUUUCGUCUUGA
This is a messenger RNA of Annulohypoxylon truncatum, 2242 nucleotides long. Its product is annotated as 4-coumarate-CoA ligase. The transcript is spliced from 2 exons. Gene Ontology annotation, molecular function: medium-chain fatty acid-CoA ligase activity. Gene Ontology annotation, biological process: fatty acid metabolic process. The coding region runs from base 293 to 2026 and encodes 577 amino acids. NCBI's taxonomy places the organism in Eukaryota, Fungi, Ascomycota, Sordariomycetes, Xylariales, Hypoxylaceae. The record is from RefSeq and is a predicted model, not a curated record.